GGUCUGGUGGAUUGUGGUCGAGUUUGCACUAUAAAGUAUAAACAUUCGUAUAGAGUUAUUAUAGUUCUGCUUUUGUGUAGUCAUAGCAAAGAUCAGCAAUGGCGGCCGCUAGAGCGAUGGUAUCAGCGAGCAACACUGUCACUGCCUCCAUGCUUUUCAGGGGUCCUUUAAGAAGGCCCAACGCUUUCAAUCUCUGCUUCAAGAACGUGCCCUCGCAGAAGAGGCGGCUCUACACUUGCAGGGCUAUCUACAAUCCCCAGGUUCAGAUCAAAGAAGAAGGCCAGCCCGAGACCCUCGAUUACCGUGUCUUCUUUGUCGACAAUUCCGGCAAAAGGGUGUCCCCAUGGCAUGAUGUACCGCUACACUUGGGUGAUGGUGUCUUCAAUUUCAUUGUUGAAAUUCCUAAAGAAUCAAGUGCGAAAAUGGAGGUUGCUACUGAUGAGCAACAUACUCCCAUUAAACAAGAUACCAAAAAAGGGAAACUUAGAUAUUACCCGUACAAUAUUCACUGGAAUUAUGGAUUGCUUCCUCAAACAUGGGAAGACCCUUCAUUUGCGAACUCUGAAGUUGAGGGCGCAUUUGGAGAUAAUGACCCAGUUGAUGUUGUUGAGAUUGGUGAAAAGCGUGGCAAAAUUGGCGAGAUUCUAAAAGUUAAGCCUGUAGCUGCGUUAGCAAUGAUUGAUGAAGGAGAACUUGACUGGAAGAUUGUUGCAAUUUCACUAGAUGACCCAAGAGCUUCACUAGUUAAUGAUGUUGAAGAUGUUGAGAAACAUUUUCCGGGCACACUUACGGCAAUCAGGGAUUGGUUUCGAGAUUACAAGAUCCCUGAUGGAAAACCUGCCAACAAGUUUGGUCUUGGAAACAAGCCAGCAAAUAAGGACUAUGCACUGAAGGUCAUUACAGAAACCAAUGAAUCUUGGGCUAAGCUUGUCCAAAGAUCCAUCCCAUCUGGUGAGCUUUCACUUGUAUAAUUUGCAGGUUAGAGAGUUUGAAUCCCUGUGUUUCUGCCUGGCACCAUUGCAGGAAACUUGCUAUUUUUCAGUUCUCAUAUUCUUGUCUGAGAUGAAUCUUUUGCUUGAAUAGCUUGUCUAGAUAAACUUGAAUCCUGUAAUUGAGACGGUUUUUUUUCGCAAUAAAAUCUCCAUUCUUGGUGCAAA
Messenger RNA from Ipomoea triloba (trilobed morning glory), 1157 nucleotides. Its product is annotated as soluble inorganic pyrophosphatase 6, chloroplastic. Bases 99 to 971 code for a protein of 290 amino acids. Gene Ontology annotation, cellular component: cytoplasm. The record is from RefSeq and is a predicted model, not a curated record. Gene Ontology annotation, molecular function: magnesium ion binding; inorganic diphosphate phosphatase activity. The transcript has 6 exons. NCBI's taxonomy places the organism in Eukaryota, Viridiplantae, Streptophyta, Magnoliopsida, Solanales, Convolvulaceae. Gene Ontology annotation, biological process: phosphate-containing compound metabolic process.